CUUAAUUAUUUGGCAAAAAGUUCCUAGAGCCUGCAAUAUUAGACAUUGUAGGAAAUUAAAGCUCAAAAAUGGCUAUUGGGUUAAUCAGUAAUACCAUCUUGAAGGCUUCUUCUUCCCCAGAUUUUCCCACCUCCAAUGAUCUAAUACCUCUCAACCUCUUUGACAAAGCAGCCUUUGAUAUCCAUGUCCCCGUCCUGUAUGCCUUCAGGGCACCAACGCCAUCUAAUGAAGCCAUGAAGGAGGGACUCUCCAAAGCUCUUGUUCACUAUCCCCAGCUCGCAGGUCGGUUCAUAACCGACGAUCAUGGCCGCACUUGUAUCAUUCUAAACAACGCCGGUGUCCGAGUAAUUGAGACCUAUGUACCAACAUCCCUGGCCAAGCAGUUGCCCUUCAGUCCAGCCUCGGAGGUGGGCAACCUCCUCCCACCUUUAGAGGGUGUCCAAGAAUUACUCCAAAUUCAGCUCAAUCGUUAUGCCUGUGGUGGUGUCGUGAUAGGCGUAACAGCACACCAUCGUGUUGCAGAUGGCCAGUCCAUGAGCUACUUCACCAUCUCCUGGGCAAGCCUAAUGCGUGGGCUCGACAUUGAAACGCUUCCCUAUCACGAUCGAGCUGCUGUUUCUGUCCCAAGAAACCCACCCAAAGUGGAGUUCGAUCAUUCUUCCAUUGAGUUCCGAAAGAGCACUGCAUCGAACACUAAUAAUUUUUCAUCUUCCAUUGCCAAUUUGGUAGUCCACCUCUCAGCUGACUUCAUAACCAAGCUCAAAACCAAAGUAUGCCAAGGGCACCAACGCUUCAGCACUUUCGAAUGCCUUCUUUCACAUAUGUGGAAGAAGAUCACACAAGCACGGGGCCUUGCACAGGACGAGUUCACCCAAGUGAGGGUGGCCGUGAACGGCCGCGCCCGAAUGAAGCCACCUGUGCCGAUGGAGUUCUUUGGCAAUUUGGUGCUCUGGGCGUAUCCAAGGUUGAUGGUGGAAGAGUUGUUAAAUGAGAGUCAUGCGCACGUCGCCAAGGCAAUCCAUGAGGCUGUGGCUAAAGUUGACAAUGAGUAUUUCCAUUCAUUCAUUGACUUCGGAGAGUUAUCUACAGGAAAAGAGGGAGAAAUGGUUGCGACAGCACCAGAGAUUGGAGAUUCGUUGUGUCCUAACUUGGAGGUGGAUAGUUGGUUGAGGUUCCAUUUCCAUGAUCUUGACUUUGGUGGUGGAGGGCCUUGUGUUUUUCUUCCUCCAGAUUUGCCUGUUGAAGGGUUACUAAUUUUUGUGCCCUCCUGCAAAGAUGAAGGUGCUGUAGAUGUGUUCCUUGCUCUCUUGCAUGAACACGUCGAGCUCUUCAAACAAAUUUGCUACUCUCUGGACUAGAACUGCAUAGGGAAGCUAGCUUAAGGCGCCUUUGAUAUCAGAAACUUUUCCUUCUUUCUUUAUGUGGUCAUAAGGUGUUCUCUUUGACGCAAGUCAUAACUAAUUUGUUUGGUUUCUCUUUAAAAGGAGUAUUCAUUAUAUAUUUGUAUAUGUAUAAUAAUAUAAAAGAUGGGAACUGUAUUGGGUUGUUUCAUUA
This is a messenger RNA of Nelumbo nucifera (sacred lotus), 1554 nucleotides long. Its product is annotated as tryptamine hydroxycinnamoyltransferase 2-like. The record is from RefSeq and is a predicted model, not a curated record. NCBI's taxonomy places the organism in Eukaryota, Viridiplantae, Streptophyta, Magnoliopsida, Proteales, Nelumbonaceae. Gene Ontology annotation, molecular function: acyltransferase activity, transferring groups other than amino-acyl groups.